This is a messenger RNA of Xyrichtys novacula (pearly razorfish), 3533 nucleotides long. Lineage: Eukaryota; Metazoa; Chordata; Actinopteri; Labriformes; Labridae. The record is from the annotation of a GenBank genome assembly.
UGGGCAAACACGCAGUACUGGACUCUGCUCUGUUCCGUUCGUAAUGCUGUCACACUGUUGUUUUAGGUUUGUAAAGUUUAAGUGACAGCUGAUUUCAAGCCUCUUCUCGGAUGCAUUAUACUGACUUUUCUGAGAACAUCUACUGUGUUUACUUUCCUCACCCUCUCACCCUUUUUCUUUAUCUAUGGAAACUCUGAGGGGGAUCAAAAUAUACCAGCAAUCGCUCAAUAUUUCAACACAAAAGGAAGGUACGAGGAAGUAAACCCACAUCUUAUAGAGGACAUUCUCGCUGUGAACAGAUCUAUUUUACAGCUUCCAUCUGCACAAUGCCAAGAAAUUCACCUGACUGCGAUUAUAAGACAUGGAACGAGGUACCCUACAAGCAAACUCAUUAAGGAAAUGCAGCAGCUCUACAAUAUCACCGUGCAUCAUGCCUCAGGUGAAGAAAACUGGCUGCAGGAGGUCCUAACCCAGUGGAGAAUGUGGUACACAGAGGACAUGGAUGGCAGACUGGUCCAGAAAGGAGUGGAUGAACUCAAGCACUUAGCUGUCAGGCUGUCAAAGCUGUUCCCCUCAUUGAUCUCAGAGGAGAAGCUCAGAAAUGGACACAUCAGAUUUAUAACCAGCUCAAAGCACAGGUGUGUCAACAGCACUCUGUCCUUCAAGGCAGGCCUGACAGAGCUGUGGGCCAUCACAGGUAUGACCACGUGAUAUCAUUAUGGUUUAGCACUUCCAUUCACUUUCAUUAAAACCUGCUGAUUUAUUUUCGCAGAUAAGGAGUUUGACCAUGAAGUGAACGAUGCACUUGUGAGGUUUUUUGACCAGUGUGCUAGAUUUGUGGAGGAAGUUGAUAAAAACCCUUCAGCUGUGGAGGAGGUGGAAAAGUUUAAGCAGGGACCAGAGAUGAGGAGAGUCCAGGAGAAGAUUGCAGACCGUCUCAGAGUGCCACACAGUCUCAUCACACAAGGUUGUAUCUGCAGAAAACCUACCUUUUAACCUUUCUGAGUGAUAUGUGCACGCUUCUUUCAGUAUUUGUCCUUCUGCAUUACUCCACAAAGGCAUGAUUUCAGUGGUCUUAUGUGAAGAGAGUGAUCCUUCAUUUUGUAAAGUUGUUUUUGCCUUUUUACAGCCUGAAACAGACUUAAUGUUAGUUAUUUAAGGUAAAAUAAUGAAUAUCAGGAGUUAGGCACUACUAUAUUAAAACAAAUCACAGUGGCCAAUAGGUGGAGCUAUUUUCAAAAAUUGCAGUACCAAGGCCUCCACAACAGGUUUUGAUCAUAGUAUUACAGGUUUUUACACAUACAUAGUUGUCACGAGAUUGUCACAAGAUCAUAAAGCAUCAAUAAAUUGACCUUCCUUAGAUUUUUAACCUUAAUAAUUGCUCCUAAUACAAACAGUCUGGAAGUGUUCCAUUAAAAGUGAUACAAAACCAUAAACUGAAUAAUAUGUACUAUUGUAUUUUGGCUUGUAAGAUUCUUAAAUAAUAUAAUUAUCUCGUACACUGAAAAAACCUUCCUGCUUUUCUCCUGCAGAUUUGGCUGAAGCUGCAUUUUAUUUGUGUGCUUAUGAAUUUGCAAUCAAGGAGGUGAACUCCCCCUGGUGUCAGCUUUUUGAUGAGGAUGAUGCAAAGGUAGGAGAGAAUGGUGGUCGACUAUAAGUGGUUUGAAUGUGGCAACAAGUACUUAUGUUUGUUGGCCUAAUGACAUUUAUCCAGGAGGAAGCUGAACUGAAGAUUCAAGUGUCUCAGCCUUUAUUACAGUGCAUUUAAAGGGGAUGUUUCAUACACAAAUGGCCAUUUUUUUUACAGUGGGAAAGCAUAGAGGUGGAUAUGUGGCUUUUGAGUGGCCGCUCAGCUAAAUGGAAAUCAGGCAUUAUUCAUUUGUCAUUUUUAACUUUGACAUGUUUAUCCUGUAUCCUGUGAGGAGUGCACAUCCCAAAAAUAGUGCUGAGUUUCAAAAAUGUUACAGCUUUGGCAUAAAAUAUAUGCACAGUUUUAUCCUGACAAGUUUGUUUAUUUUAGGAGUUUUCAGUCACCAAGUAACAAGAUGUUCCUGUACAUAAUGCAAAUAUUUGCAAAUGCAUAUGCAAAUAUUGUUUAUAUUUAUCCCGAGCUUAUCUCCCACAACAUUUUAGAGGUGAGGCAAGGAACCAGUACCUUCAUCACAGAAAUAUGUCUAUGUUUAUUUUGCCCUUAUAUUGAAGCAAACAUACUCAGAGGCGUUUAAGGUGCACACUGGGUCAAAUGAGGGCAAAGAAAUGUACAGAAACUACCAGAGCUUUGGAGUCCAACACAAACAGGACAAAGCAAACAAAUAACCCCAUCUUACUAGGUCAGAGGCACAGAGCACCUUCAGAGUCAGACAAAUCAUUUAGAUAUCCAAUUACUUGUUUCUGAGAAGAGGGGAUGGCCGUCAAAAGCAACUUAAAAUAGCAGGAAAGACUUUUCCAUCUCUGUUUGCUUUUUAUUCUGAAAGAAAGCCCUUGACAUUAUGCUCACAACAAAGAGCAAUUGUGUCUUGUGUUUCGAGCUGACCUAACCUGACCUGAGAUGUCAUCUCAGACUGCUUCACAAACUCUCUUGGGAUACUCCUCUUUUUAAAAGCUUUCUCAUAAGUACAGUCACACCAGGUUAUCUUUGGGAUACAUCUGCACUCACAGGUGAUGGAGUACGCAAGUGACCUGAGGGAAUUCUGGAAAAGAGGCUACGGUCAUGACAUAAACAGCAAAUCAAGCUGCAACCUCUUCCAUGAUGUGUUUAGGCGACUGGACCGAGCAGCAAGACAGAACAAGUCAGUAACAUAACUCAUCAUUGCUUAGUGCACUAGUAGAAUCUGCUUUACUGUACAUGUAUUUCCUUAUAAAGUACAUCUUGUUUGUGCUGGAGUGAAAAUUGUACUUCAUUCUGAAUCCAUUUGGUCUCACCAGAACAGGCCAGCAGGUCACAGAAGCUGUGACUAUCCAAGUGGGCCAUGCUGACACCCUGCUGCCCCUGCUCACCCUCCUGGGCUUCUUUAAGGACAGCAGUCCUCUGACCUCCACCAACUACGCCACUCAGACCCAACGAACCUUCCGCACCAGUCACAUGUUACCUUACGCAGCUAACUUAGUCCUGGUACUGUACGACUGUGGAAAUGGUGAGCUGAGAUUGCAGCCGCUGCUCAAUGAGAAGCCUGUAACUUUCCCUGUUUUGACCGAGGCCUCCAUGCCUCUGUAUCAGGAAGUCAGAGAGCGCUACAGGGACCUGCUCCAAGGCUGUGACUUUGAGACAGAGUGUCAGCUGCCCAAGAAUCCUGAUAAAGUUAUGGCAGAUGGGCCAGAAAUGAUACUGAAUUAGUUGAUUUUAUUUGCUCUACUUUGGACAUGCUCCUUCUACUCAAGUGUAGCUGGUUGAAAAUGACUUUUUUGCUCAAAAUGAGCAUUUUCAGACAGCUCUUUGUAAGCACUGAAUCAAAAAUUUUUCAUAAGAUAACCCAUUGUGUUGUAGAUUUCUUGUGGCAAAUCAAUAAAGGCACAACUAAUACAGAACCACUAAA